AUGGGUGAUCUCCAAGUGUGGUGUGGGUGCCAAAACGGCGUUGCGAUGGAGGAUGACCAGUUCUUUUCGUCUAAUUCACUGCCAAUGGCUUCUUCAAAUCCUGAUCCUUCAUCAAUCUGCAAGAAUUGUUGGGCUGUAGCUGAAGAAACGACGCAAGAGGUGGUGAAUCGUAUCCACCCCACUUUGGACUCUGAGGAAAAGAGGAAGGACGUGAUUGAUUAUGUUCAGAGACUCGUCAGAACUUCUCUUGUUUGUGAGGUUUUCCCUUAUGGAUCAGUUCCACUGAAGACCUACCUUCCUGAUGGAGAUAUUGAUUUGACGACCCUUAGCAGUCCAAAUAUUGAGGAACGUUUGGCCUUUGAUGUUCUUGCUGUUCUGCGGGCAGAAGAACUGAAUGAAGAUGCCGAGUAUGAAGUAAAGGAUACCCAAUUCAUUGAUGCUGAGGUUUUUGUUCAGUCUGAUCUAUUCUUGUCUUUUUCACUUAAUUGGUUUAAUAUAUGCCUCAUUCUUCAGAGGUUUGUUUAG
Messenger RNA from Ilex paraguariensis (yerba mate), 525 nucleotides. The record is from the annotation of a GenBank genome assembly. Lineage: Eukaryota; Viridiplantae; Streptophyta; Magnoliopsida; Aquifoliales; Aquifoliaceae.